AUUAUUUUGUUGUUGUUGAAAUUACGCAUUAAACAUUUCUUAAUAUAGGUGAGACUUGUAAAAAAACAAAUUUUAUUAAAUAGAUGGAGUAUUAAGUAUCUCUGGUUUGCCGGAAAUCGUCUUUGUUAACCGAUAGCUUUACAUUCUUGGUUCUAUUUUCUAAAGAGUAAGUAAGCUAUAUAAAAAAAAGAGUAAAUAUAUAUAGAACAAUCAGGGUCAGUAAGGCAUCACGUCACGUGUAUAUAUAUAAUAUACUCAGCCUCGAAAUGUUGUUUCUGUAUCCUCUCCAUCAACAAUGUCAGGACUGAGAUUGGAUGGCAAGGUCGCAAUUAUAACAGGUGGAGCCAGUGGGAUUGGAGCCGAAGCCGCUAGGCUGUUCACGGAGCACGGAGCUAAGGUGGUCAUCGUUGACUUGCAAGAAGAGCUUGGUCAAAAGGUCGCCGUUUCUAUCGGGAAAGACAAAGCAAUUUUUCACCGCUGCGAUGUUACAAACGAGACGGAAGUAGUGAACGCCGUUAAGUUCACCGUCGAAAAAUACGGAAAGCUUGACGUUCUGUUUAGCAACGCCGGAGUCAUGGAACAGCCUUGUAGCAUCCUCGACUUGGAUCUCAAACAGUUUGACCGAACGAUGGCGGUGAACGUUCGUGGUGCAGCGGCGUUUAUCAAACACGCGGCACGUGUGAUGGUGGAGAAAGGUACGCGUGGGUCCAUCAUCUGUACAACGAGCGUUGCGGCGGAGAUCGGUGGUCCGGGGCCUCACGCGUACACGGCGUCGAAGCACGGGCUUCUCGGGCUAGUUAGAACGACUUGUGGCGGGCUGGGGAAGUACGGUAUUAGAGUCAACGGUGUUGCACCGUACGCGGUGGCGACGCCGAUGAGUAGCCACGACGAGGAAACGGCGAGGAUGGUGGAGGGAUAUUGCGCCACAACUGGGAUUCUGAAAGGUGUGGUGCUCAAGGCUCACCACGUGGCUCAAGCGGCUUUGUUUUUGGCUUCGGAUGAUUCGGCUUACGUUAGCGGCCAAAAUCUGGCGGUUGACGGUGGUUACAGCGUAGUUAAACCCCUCUUGGAUGGCAAAAUCGUAAUUAUAACAGGUGGAGCCAGUGGUAUUGGAGCUGAAUCCGCUAAGCUGUUCUCUGACCACGGAGCUAAAGUGGUCAUAGUCGACGUACAAGAAGAGCUAGGCCAAAACGUAGCCGUUUCAAUCGGUGAAGACAGAGCCAGCUUUUACCGUUGCGAUAUAACGGAGGAGACGGAAGUGAAGAACGCCGUUAAGUUCACCGUCGAAAAGCACGGAAAGCUAGAUGUUCUGUUCAGCAACGCCGGCGUCUUGGAUCCGCCGGGAAGCAUCCUCGACCUGGAUCUCGAACGGUUUGACCGAAUAAUGGAGGUCAACGUUCGCGGCGCGGCUGCGUUUAUCAAACACGCGGCACGUGCAAUGGUUGUGAAGGGCACACGUGGGUCAAUCGUAUGUACGACGAGCGUCGCGUCGGAGAUCGGUGGUCGAGGACGUCAUGGGUACACGGCGUCUAAACACGGGCUUCUCGGGCUGAUUAGAUCGGCGUGUGCCGGAUUGGGUAAGUACGGCAUUAGAGUAAACGGUGUUGCACCGUACGCGCUGGCGACGCCGAUGACUAGCCACGAUGAGGAAACGGCGAAGCAGGUAGAGGAAGAAUUUGGCGCCAGGGGGAUUCUCAAGGGUGUGGUGCUUAAUACUCACCACGUGGCUCAGGUGGCUCUGUUUUUGGCUUCUGAUGAUUCCUUUUACAUCAGCGGUCAGAAUUUGGCGGUGGACGGUGGUUAUACUGUCGUUAAGCCAAUGUAA
This is a messenger RNA of Thlaspi arvense, 1825 nucleotides long. The record is from the annotation of a GenBank genome assembly. NCBI's taxonomy places the organism in Eukaryota, Viridiplantae, Streptophyta, Magnoliopsida, Brassicales, Brassicaceae.